This is a messenger RNA of Phyllostomus discolor (pale spear-nosed bat), 4592 nucleotides long. It is a transcript of the gene ITPRID1, whose product is annotated as ITPR interacting domain containing 1. Gene Ontology annotation, molecular function: signaling receptor binding. The coding region runs from base 864 to 3995 and encodes 1043 amino acids. The record is from RefSeq and is a predicted model, not a curated record. The transcript is spliced from 13 exons. NCBI's taxonomy places the organism in Eukaryota, Metazoa, Chordata, Mammalia, Chiroptera, Phyllostomidae.
UGUAUUUAUGAUUAUUCUAAUUGUCCUGGUAGGGUGGAUGGCACAGCUUCACAGUCACAGAAACACGCUUGCAGGCCAGGACCUGGGUUUGAAUCCUGGUGCCACCGUGGCUUUGGGUGUGCACUGUGGCUUUGGGUGAGCAGGACCCUCUGCUCUUCAAUUUACUGCAAAAUUACAACAAUUCGAUUACUUCCUAUACUGAUAAAUAGAUUAAAUAAUGGGUGUAUAGAAUUCAGCAUGGAAUCUAGUGCAUAAUAAUUAUGCACUGCGGUAAACAGUUAUGAAAAUUCGGUACCAUUUAUCCCCAUUAAAAAAUAAGGGAAUGAAGGCAGGUUAUAUCAUUUAUACAAGGCCACACAAUAAGUUGGAGAGAUGAGACUCAGCCAGGCUGUUCUGCUGCCAAACCCUUGGGUUUGUUUUUCAUAUUUUGGGUGUCUGAAAACAUUUUUAUAGAUGUAGCUUGGAAAAAUGGAAGGCUACCUAUUAUGUUCAUGAUAUUAAUCAGUGUUUUUAAGCUUUCUCCUUGGCUGGGUGUGUCCACUGGCCCAGCUUUUUCCUCUCUCACCACAUUCCCCACCAGCAGCUUGACUCGACAUGAGUGUGCAUGUGGCCUGGUGACAGGUAAGGCCACAUUAGUCCCUGGUCUCCAGCUGCCUCUCCACUGAGAAGGGACCUUUCUCUGCCCUGGAACAGGGAGCGCGGCUCGGGUGGGUGAGCCAGGCCACCGAAGAUGGAGAACCCGGACCCACUCACGGGGCUGUGAGCAUCCUGCCCUUUGUCCUCUCUGAGCCACGUCCGGAAGCUGACUCACCGUGUCUCAUUUGUGUUUGUUUGAAACCAGCUUGCGGAAUUACUCUCAGAGGAUGAUGGAGGCGUCACAGCAAUCUGACAGCCCUGGAGGAAGCUGGGAGAGGAGCCGAAGGGACAUCCUGAGGUCCACCAAGAGGGCAUGGGUUCCCCUGGACGAGCAGCUGCCUCCUGGCCUCGACAUCCCCGGGCUGGGAGAGUCCAAGCAAGAAAGUAUUCAGCAGUGGCUGGACUCUGGAUUCUUUGUCUCUGCAAAUGAAAACGUCCAGCCGGUCAUCGACCACACAGCUUUUCCUCCUGAACAAGGAAUGGUCCACGUGACAGUGCAAGACUACAUGAGAUCUCUGCACCAGUUUCCAGAAACGCCCACCCUAUCCAGAGGGACUAGUUUCAACUCGUGCUAUUCUGCAGCAAGUAUACCACAAAGCAUUCCCGAAUGGCUGGAAUUCUGGGAAAAAGAUCCAGUGGAGAUUCUCUUGGAUCUGGGGUUUGGUACCGAUGAGCCCGACAUCUGCACACAGAUUCCAGCCAGAUUCCUGGUCAGUGGCUCAGCAGCCAGAGGAAUCAACAUCCGUGUUUUCCUUGAAGCUCAAAAGCAGCGCAUGGACAUUGAGAACCCUAACUUGUAUGGCCGGUUCCGACAGCUGGAAAUCCUGGACCAUGUGGCCAAUGCCUUCUCAUCUUUGCUGGAUGAGGUCAACACUCUGCAGAGCAAAGCUGAGGAGAGGGAUGAGGAGGAAAGUGUGCAAAGAACCUCCGUGGGUGGAGCUGAAGAACAUCAGAGAAGAGUGGGUGAAUUUCUCAGGAAAGCCUCGAAGCAGAACACCAGGGGACACUGUAGUUCCAAAGUGUCAGAGUCACUGAAGAACAGGGAAGAGUUUUCCAUCCCCUCUGCACAACCGGGGGCACGUGCAGCACAGUUACCAGCCAUGGCAGACAGCCGCCACCACGGCCCUUGGCCUCCUUCGGCUGAGCAUUGGUCUCUCCAAACCUGUGAUGACUUGACACCUUGUCGUCCUCCCCGAGGUCUUCUGAAAAAGUGGUGGCCUUCCAUACCUAUGCCUGCAAGGCAGGCUCCUGCUUCCUGCGUGUCUGAGGGGUCAGCCAAGGACAGGACACUGAAAGAAAACUGGAUUCAGACUAAUAAGCUCAGGAGCUUCUCCAAUGUGAGCAGAACGCCAGACUCCUUCGAAAUGGAGGAGGUCCAGAGCUUUGAAGAGGAGAGUGGUAAUCCCCCCGACCUGACUUCAGGAACUGCAGGUGCCACAGUGAGCAGAGCCAACAGCUGCCAGUCGGACAGCAGCGGGUUCCUGGAGGAACCGCCGGAACCACCAGCCUGGCAGGUGCCUCCCUUGCCUGCAGGCCAGGCCCCUGCCGAGGAGGGAUGCACAGACCCAGGCGGCCAGAGCCCGAGCUUAGGGUCCGCCCAGCACUGCCAGCGAGACUCGGAGGAGUCCAGCUCCAAGAGUGGGGCGAGUACGUCCUUUUCCAGCCAAGACUGGAGUGUCUUAGAGGACAAGUCCCCAGAACCGGAGGUGGAGAAGGAGUCUCAGCCCGAGGCCAUGGGGGUGCAGCCAGGACUGUCCACCUCAGACGUGGCCCUGAGCUGGGCCACCGCUGGAGGAGAGCGCCCAGGGAAAGACAGCCACCAGAGGCAGCCCCCACCCAUGCCCCACACUCAGCAUGAGGCCAACAUUGGCAGGACUCCCCGCCGGGGUGAUUGUCCCCUGGAGUUCCUGGUGACCGAAGGGGACGAUGGGUUUCUGAGGCUCGAGGGAGCCAGGGAGGUGCACGUGCAAAGCCCCCCCUGGGAGCCUCACACGUCUCCGGGAACGGAUGGUGCUCCGGACAAGUCCCUGCCCGCCGGCUCCGAGGCCCCGAGAGGAGCAGGAAGCAGUGACACCUGUCCUGACUUCAGCCACCGCUCCCAGACACGAGGAAGUCCGCCACCGUCUGUCCCCAAGAACGGCGCAGUCAGGACCUCUGCAGUGGCCCUUAGUCACACAUCUGAAAAGGCCGUACCCCACGUAAAUACUCUGCCUGGGGGUGCUGCUCCCCAAGCAAUGCCAAGGUGUGGGGCUUUGGGUCAGAUACCACCCUGGGCAGAACCUGAGCUGGGAGCCCUUCCUCCCGACGCUGACUCAGAUGCCGCCGGCUCCGAGUCUGUGACAGUGCAGCUGUCCUCCAGUCUGCUGUCAGCUGCCCAGAGUGCUGUGGCCUGGGGGACUCACUCUGGAAGAACAAGUUCAGAAUGCACUGUGGGGGACCCUGUAACCACGACACGACCAGUUCUGGGGACAGGAGCCAGACAGUUCAAUGACGUUUCUGUUCAGACUUGUGAAUGGGAGCCCAGGUCCUGGCACUGCUGUUCAGUGCCAAGGAACAAGGCCCAGCCCCUCACCAAAUCCGUCUCCCUAGACACCGGCUUCCCCAGUAGCUGCCCGGCGUGCAUCUGCUGGGCCGCACCUGCCCACUGCCGGGACUGCUGUCACCACCAUCCCCACUGCCACUGGGCGGGACUGAGCUCCGGCCCGGUGUCCUCAGCCUGCAGGCAUGGCCUGUGCUCUCAGGGUCACUUGGAGACCCAGUGCAUGAAGACCUUGGAAGUCCUUCGGGACACCGCAGUGGGGGAGCUGUGCUCUGGCACAGCCCCCGAGAUGGAAGCCAUGCAGACGCUCUGCCGGUGUUUCCGGGAGCAUUUGGAGGAAACGGAACAGCACCUUACAGGACAGCAGGCCCGCUUUUCCAGGGACAUGUCCGAAGAGGAAAGGAAGGAGGCGGAGCACCUGCGAACCUUACGCAGAGCCCUGCGGCAGCAGGUGGAGGAGCUGGAGUUCCAGCUAGGAGACCGCGCUCGGCAAAUCAGAGGAGGGAUCCUGUUGCAGCUGGAGCUCCUCACAGGAGAACCCCCUGAAAACAGAGCAAAUCUGCACCAACACGACUGGACAGAGGACAGGAGGGGCCAGAUCCCACGUGCCCAGGCCCACCCAGCCUUGUUCCCUGGGGCUGCCUUCCCUGUGGAUGCCGGCCGGCAGGCUUCCUGCCCGCGGGCAAGCCACGGGGCGGCCUGCCCUCCACUGGCCCCAGAGGGCCGCCCGGGGAUGUCUCCUCUAGCUCGGGAAGAGUCGGGUGCAGCCCUUUUGCCCCAGCGUCCUGCUGGGGACACGGAGGCGGGUGUCUGCCUCUGAGUCGGAGUGGGCUUGCUGGCCUUCCAGCAAACGCAAGAGCACCACGUUCCAGCCGGGGAAGGAGCUCUACAUUUCCCCACCGAGACUUGUGUCUCCUAGCCUUUCAUCGGCUAUUUUUUAAAAUAUUCUACUGCCUGGCUAAACCUGGGAGGAACUCGGGAUAUUCUAAUUCUCCUUCAUUCCAGUAAGGGAGACCUACUGUGUGCCUGGCAGAGAGAAUGUGUGGUGGCCAGCACAGGGACAGCUGGUCCUCUCUUCUCGUCGCUACCUUCUGUGACUAGAAGCAAAACGUGGUAUAAUGGAACCGACUUUGCCUCAGGCUAAUUGCUAUAAACAAGAGUUAAGCUCCUGUGACAUUUAAUCAAUGCUAUAAUGAAGCAACGUUGGAAAAAAGACACGUUACUCGAGGAUCUGCUGUACACCUCCGAGUAGGUAUGGUGGGCAGUCCUCGCCCUGCUCCAAUCUGCACUCCUCUCGGGGAGAGAAUGGAAACUGUAAACGUAAAUACGUAUGAACUGAAAACCUGGGUGAAAGUGCUUUGGAGGAGAUGACGGCGUUUAUGAAAGAGACAGGCAGCCAGGAGUCAGAUUCAGGCCG